Cladophialophora immunda is the source of this 1550-nucleotide messenger RNA. RefSeq lists its product as uncharacterized. Bases 1 to 1440 code for a protein of 479 amino acids. The record is from RefSeq and is a predicted model, not a curated record. Lineage: Eukaryota; Fungi; Ascomycota; Eurotiomycetes; Chaetothyriales; Herpotrichiellaceae. The transcript is spliced from 2 exons.
AUGCCACCUUCGACUGCUCAGCUUGAUGCUCAAAUACUCUAUCUUGUUGCGCAACAAUUGGCGAAUGAUGUUGAGACCGAAGGCUCUAUAGGGAUUGACAGCGGAUGUCGCUUCUUCCGAACUGCACGAUACACCCUACGCACCUUGCGGCUGACCUGUCGAUACUUCGCUAAAAUGGGCAUCAUAAACUCCGUCCUAUUUGGUCAUAUCACAUUGCGCGCAACUCAAAAACAACUGUCCCGCGUCCUGGAGAUGUCCUUUGCGUGGAUUGGACGAUUUGUGACGGAGGUCACCUUCAAGCCAUCUUUAUGUUCGCCAGAAGUCACCUUGGCAGAUUUCGAGCUGAUAAAAGCUAUAUACAAAUGUCAACUCAGUCCGUCUCACCUUUUUCGCACCGCACAGUGGCAGGAGAUUUGGCAUAUGUAUCCCCAGGCCGGCUCUCACUUUCCUGCCGUCAUGGGCAAUUUCAAAGCCGCCUAUAUCUUCUAUACAAAAUGUGCGAUUAACGACAUGAACAUUGUACAGAACGGAAGCCUGCAGCGUGCUUGGAUCACGGUCCUGAAGACAUUCUCGAACGCGUCAUCCUUCGUCAUUGGCAACGUCCCUGGUUUCUGGCCCGUAUGGGUCUAUGAUUAUGAUAUCGCCCCAAACCAGCAAUGCGUGUUCUGCGAGGAAAACAUUGGCGCCCUCAGCAAGAUGAGCUCUUUUGGUGAAGGCAUGCUCUUCAGAGCUGUCACAGAAUGUCUCGCGUCCGCUCAUGUGCGGAUUGGAAACCUCAUGCUUGACUGCAACGUCCUGCGUGCCGACAAACUCGAGGAUUUAUGGAUCUCUCAGCUUCGCCUAGAUCAAAUGACCCAGCUAACUCUUUACGAGGCGCCCUAUUUCCUGUGUCAACCUCUUGAAGUGGACGAAGAAAUCGAAAAUCAAAGCAUCAGACGUGCUGGGUUGUUGUCCUCUGCUCUCGUGAAAGGGGCUCAGAACAGUCUUCGCGUAUUGAGCAUAGAAAACUCGGAAAAGGACAACGUAUCCCACAUUCCCUGGCAUAGGCACCUGGAUAUGAACCUGCCGGCUCUUCGCUCGCUGUGUCUGACGAAUGUGAUAUUCCCUGUCGCAAUGCUGGAAAGGACAUUAGAGGAGUGUCGCAGACUACGGUGUCUCCAUUGGGAAGUUUGCGUGUUUUUUGACGAUUCUGGUCCGUCGAAGACUUUCUUCAACGCGAUUCGUCAACACCCCAAUUUGUUGCAACUUCACUUCAGGAAUCUUCUCUCCUGGGAGGGCGGUUGUGAUGUCGAACUCCAGAAUUGUCAAAUUUUUAGCGAGCCAACUCCCCUUCCGGGCAGCCUCGAAGGCGAGUACGAGAUGCAGAAGAGCCUUCGUCUGUACCUUGCUGGGCAGGGAGAAUGGGACGAUCACUUACAACGGUGGUUUCCGGAAGACUGAAGCCUUUGAGUGCGAAGUUGCUUUUCCACGGCUGGCAACCAUGACUGUCACAAGUGCCGCGGAGACUGGACGAGCAAGCCAGGCCUCUCUCUCUAUUUGUCAUGUCUGCG